UUACCCGUCAUACACGUGGAAAUACAAAAUGGCGACAUAAAAUGAAAACAUUGUCUACCCUGUUCGUGAAGCACAUGAGUUUUUACCUGUAAGAUACACAGCUCUCGGUCGUCUUGGUGUCAGUCCUAAUCAGCACCAUGUUGGCUUUUGCCGUCGGGGCCCUCAUCUUCUACAGGUGGUGGCGAAACGAGCGAGAUUUAAACAAUAUGAAGUGGAAGGUCCACUUCCUCGAUCUCGACUUCAACUUCAGGAGACACAAACGGAAGGCAACGCUUGGCAGCAAGCACGGAGACAACCACGUUGACAGAGACAGCGUCCACAGUGAUGGUUCAGACGCCGUCGGAAUGGCCAGCUCGGAACAUCCAUCCGUGGAGUCAGGGCUUGAUGGCAGUGUCGCCUUCCAUCAGUAUACAACCAUCGCCAAAUAUAAAGAGAACAUUGUCGCAGUGAAGAAAAUCUGGAAACAGCGUAUUCAAACCGACAGGAAGUUAAUGAAGCAUAUCAAAGAGAUAAUGAUGCUGAAGCACAGCAACCUGACAACGUUUGUCGGCAUCUGCAUCGAGUCCCCUAACAUCGUCAUCCUGUGGGAGUACUGCAACAAGGGAAGCCUCAGUGACAUCCUGGACAACUCCGACAUGAAGCUAGACAGCAUGUUCCAGUUCUCCAUCGCCAUCGACAUCUGCUCGGGACUUGAGUACCUCCACAUGAGCUCCCUGAAAUACCAUGGUAACCUGACGUCAUCAAACUGCCUGAUUGACAGCCGAUGGGUUUGUAAACUGACGGACUUCGGCCUGCGACCAAUCAGAAAGGGAGAGAAGGAUACAUCCAACCAGGUGUCCGAAGACGACAGGUGUGAAAAGUUAUUUUGGCUUGCACCGGAACUGCUGAGAACUUACCAAUCAGAAAAAAGAUUUACGCCCACGCAGCAGGGGGACGUCUUCGCCGUGGGCAUCAUCCUCAAAGAGAUUCUAUGUCUCACAAAGCCGUAUGCUGAGGAGGUUAGGUUGACACCCAAAGAUAUCAUCAAGCGGGUGGCCCACCCCACUGACCAGCUGAUGAGACCGACCGUGGUGGAGACGCAGGACGAGUAUGUGUCACUGAGACUUCCCUUUGUGAAGAUGAUACACUCAUGCUGGGCAGAAGACCCGCAGUGUAGGCCGACCAUCAGGAGGGUGUUGAAGAGACUCAACCGUCUCAACCCUUACAGGUCAACCAGUAUGCUGGAUAACAUGUUGAUGAUGAUGGAGCGCUACUCGAACCACCUAGAGGAACUGGUGGCAGACAGAACGGCCCAGCUGGAGGAGGAGAAGAGGAAGACGGACGCCCUGCUGUACAGCAUGCUGCCACAGAAAGUGGCAGACAACCUCAAAACCGGGAAUUUGGUUCAAGCCGAGGCGUUCGAGUCUGUCACCAUCUACUUCUCCGACGUCGUCAGCUUCACCGACCUCGCCAGCGAGAGCACGCCUAUGGAGAUCGUGGACCUGCUGAAUACACUAUACACGCUGUUUGAUGACACCAUCAAGAAUUUCGAUGUUUACAAGGUUGAGACAAUAGGCGAUGCCUACAUGAUGGCGAGCGGAGUGCCGAUACAAAAUGGAGACCAGCACGUCAUGGAGAUGGCCGAUGCAUCUCUCAGUCUGCUGAAGGCGGUCCUCAGCUACGUCAUUCCCCACAGACCUGAGAGGCAACUCAAGAUCAGAAUAGGUAUUCACACCGGACCUGUGGUGGCGGGGGUUGUAGGACAGACGAUGCCAAGGUACUGUUCAGGUAUUCACACCGGACCUGUGGUGGCGGGGGUUGUAGGACAGACGAUGCCAAGGUACUGCCUGUUCGGAGAUACGGUCAAUACAGCGUCCAGAAUGGAGUCCAAUGGAAUGCCUCUGAAGAUACACCUGAGUGGGUCAUCCGCUGCACUUCUGAAGAAGAACCCACUCUAUGAUGUGGUUGAAAGGGGAAAGGUAGAGAUUAAGGGUAAAGGAAGACUAUGCACCUUCUGGCUGAUGGGAAAGACGGGGUUGUUCAAAGUUCCGACCGACUCCCAGAACACGUCAGUUGCCAGUGACCAUAAAGAACCGGAAACAGUGUUUCACGGCGACGUCACUCCCUCCAUCGCUAACUCCCCAACCUCGGACACAACAGCAGCAGGAUCAGCUGCCAUCCACUAAUCCCAAGGGGCAUCAAAUUGUCCUGAGGAAACCAAGACAUGAAAGAGGUACAGAUCCAUCUUUAUUUGCCAAGAAACUUCAUCCCGAAAGAAGCCAUGCAUCAUUUUUGGACACAGCCAAGUUGUGAACCAUGUGUAUCAUUCAUUGAUGAAAUAUUUAUUUUCAGUUUA
This is a messenger RNA of Haliotis rubra (blacklip abalone), 2335 nucleotides long. Its product is annotated as atrial natriuretic peptide receptor 1-like. Gene Ontology annotation, molecular function: guanylate cyclase activity; protein kinase activity; ATP binding. Bases 138 to 2165 code for a protein of 675 amino acids. Gene Ontology annotation, biological process: cGMP biosynthetic process; intracellular signal transduction; protein phosphorylation. The transcript has 17 exons. NCBI's taxonomy places the organism in Eukaryota, Metazoa, Mollusca, Gastropoda, Lepetellida, Haliotidae. The record is from RefSeq and is a predicted model, not a curated record.